Molecule: messenger RNA, 1537 nt
Organism: Plectropomus leopardus (leopard coralgrouper)
Lineage: Eukaryota; Metazoa; Chordata; Actinopteri; Perciformes; Serranidae
Product: cytochrome P450 2J2-like
Biological process (GO): xenobiotic metabolic process
Cellular component (GO): intracellular membrane-bounded organelle; cytoplasm
Molecular function (GO): heme binding; oxidoreductase activity, acting on paired donors, with incorporation or reduction of molecular oxygen, reduced flavin or flavoprotein as one donor, and incorporation of one atom of oxygen; iron ion binding
Source: RefSeq, a predicted model, not a curated record
AUGUGGCUGUGUGAUUCGUUUCUGUGGGUUGACCCGAGGGGAAUGCUGCCUUUUAUUUUUGCCUUUCUCCUUUUAGUAUAUUUUCUGAACAAAAAGGAUCCACCUAACUUUCCACCAGGACCGCCAUCUCUCCCUCUUUUAGGAAACAUUUUCAAUAUUGAAGCUAAACAGCCGCACGUUUACUUAACGAAGCUAGCUGACGUUUAUGGGAAUGUGUUCUGCAUACGUCUGGGAAGACACAAAACAGUGUUUGUGUCUGGGUGGAAGAUGGUGAAGGAAGCCCUAGUCACACAGGCCGACAAUUUUGUGGACCGGCCUUACAGCCCGAUGGUGACCAGAAUUUAUUCAGGGAACUCAGCGGGUCUUUUCUUCAGUAAUGGAAACGUGUGGAGGAGACAGCGGCGUUUUGCCAUGGCCAUGUUACGUACCUUUGGUCUGGCCAAGAGCUCCAUGGAGCAGAGCAUCUGUGAGGAGAGUCAUCAUCUGCAGGAGGUGAUGGAGAAGGAGAAAGGUGAGCCGUUUGACCCUGUGCCCCUUUUGAACAACGCUGUGGCCAACAUCAUCUGCCAGAUAGUGUUUGGGAGACGUUUCGACUACAGUGACCACAACUUCCAGAGCAUGCUGAACAACUUGACAGAGAUGGCUUAUCUGGAGGGCUCCAUAUGGGCUCUGCUGUAUGAUUCGUUCCCUGCACUGAUGAAACACCUGCCGGGGCCUCACAAUGGCAUCUUCAGCAACUCUAAGUCUUUGGAGGCAUCUAUAAGGGCAGAGAUAGAGAGGCACAAGUUGGAUCUGGACCCCAGCAACCCACGAGAUUACAUCGACACGUUUCUGAUAGAGGAGAAACACAACAGAAACAGUAAACUGGGUUUUGACGAAGGCAACCUGGUUCUGUGUUGUCUGGAUCUGUUCCUGGCUGGUAGUGAAACUACGUCCAAGACGCUACAGUGGGGCCUAAUCUACCUCAUCAAGAACCCUCAUAUCCAGGAAAAAGUCCAGGCAGAGAUAGACAGAGUGAUCGGACAGACCCAUCAGCCCACAAUGGCAGACAGACCCAACCUGCCCUACACUGACGCCGUCAUCCACGAGAUCCAGAGGAUGGGAAACAUCGUUCCUCUCAAUGGACUCAGAAUGGCCGCCAAGGAUACGACACUGGAUGGUUACGUCAUACCCAAGGGAACCUCAGUGAUGCCCAACCUGACCUCUGUGCUGUUUGACAAGACUGAAUGGGAAACUCCGGACAUCUUUAACCCCGAACACUUCCUGGACGCCGAAGGAAAGUUUGUGAGGAGGGACGCAUUUUUACCUUUCUCUGCAGGAAAGCGUGCAUGUCUGGGUGAAGGCCUGGCGAGAAUGGAGCUGUUUCUAUUUUUUGUCACAUUGUUCCAGAAGUUUUAUUUUUCUACUGUGAAUGGAGUCGAGCUGAGUACCGAAGCAAUCGUCGGGGCCACACGCACACCGUACCCCUUUAAGAUCUAUGCCAGAGUCCGCUGAGUCAUGCACCCCAUCCCAUACUAUGGACUGUGUGCUACAGUAA